Molecule: messenger RNA, 1094 nt
Organism: Lycium ferocissimum
Lineage: Eukaryota; Viridiplantae; Streptophyta; Magnoliopsida; Solanales; Solanaceae
Product: cytokinin riboside 5'-monophosphate phosphoribohydrolase LOG1-like
Exons: 6
Coding region: 129-803 (224 amino acids)
Biological process (GO): cytokinin biosynthetic process
Cellular component (GO): cytosol; nucleus
Molecular function (GO): hydrolase activity, hydrolyzing N-glycosyl compounds
Source: RefSeq, a predicted model, not a curated record
UGGGGUGUAGUGUUGGGGGUUGAGGUUUACUACAAAAAGGGCACUAUCACUAACACCAAUAUAUACACAAACAAGCAAGCAGUUAAUCAACUAACACAUACACACAUAUACAGAGAAAAGGAGUUAAAAUGGAGAUGGAGAAGAUGGAGAUGGAAAUGAAGCAAUCAAAGUUCAAGAAAAUCUGUGUGUUUUGUGGGAGUAGUCCUGGCAAGAAGAGUAGCUAUAAAGAGGCUGCAGUUGAGCUUGGGAAAGAACUGAUAUCAAGAAAUAUAGACCUAGUUUAUGGAGGUGGAAGUAUUGGUUUGAUGGGCUUGGUCUCACAAGCAGUUUACAAUGGUGGUCGUCAUGUCCUUGGUGUGAUUCCAAGGACUCUCAUGCCUAGAGAGAUAACUGGUGAAACGGUGGGAGAGGUAAAGGCAGUUGCAGAUAUGCACCAGAGGAAAGCUGAAAUGGCCAAACAUUCUGAUGCUUUUAUAGCUUUACCUGGUGGCUAUGGAACUUUAGAAGAGCUUCUUGAAGUUAUUGCUUGGGCUCAACUCGGAAUUCAUGACAAACCGGUAGGACUAUUGAAUGUGGAUGGUUACUACAAUUCCCUUUUGACAUUCAUUGACAAAGCAGUUGAGGAAGGUUUCAUCUGUCCUAAUGCACGCCAGAUUUUUGUAUCGGCUCCUACUGCCAAGGAGCUUAUGAAUAAACUCGAGCAGGAGUAUUCUCCCAGCCAUGAAAAUGCUGCUUCAAAACUUAAUUGGGCAAAAGAGCAGCUAGAGUAUAUUCCUCUAAGUGGUUAUAGUCCUCCAACAUGAAGUCAAGAAGACCAAUUUUAGGAAAAAUCAUCAGUUUAUAAAGUAAUUUAGACUGCAGAAACAAAUGCUCAAACAAUAUUUCUUUCUGUUUGAGAAUUGUCGAUUGACAUGAGAUCAUUCAGUGUAUCGAGAAUAGAAAUAGAGUCAUUUUCUUCUAUGCAAAUUGUGUUAGUACGUGCCUUUGGGCUAUGCUCGAAAUCUUGAUUUCGGACCUUUUAUUCUCUCGAGCAAACUUUAGUUUGGUCCAGUCGUUCUUGCAACUCUUAUAUACCAAUUCACUCUUCAUACAAA